AUGGAGGAAGACUCGUUUGUCCCCAGAACUAGAAGAAAUUCUAUUAAAAACGACAGUUUUAAGCCUCAUGACAGCUAUGUUUUGACUCUUUCAACUGAGCCUGCAGAACAAAUUCAAAAUGACCAGCAGCCUACUUCUAAAUAUAAGAGAAUUUGGCAGAGAAUUAAAUGGAAAGUGAUGAUGGAUAUCCGAAUGAGAAACCUUAUGAAUGAUAUAAAAAAGUACGGACAAGACGAAAGUGCAUUUUUCUCCCCAACCAGUGACGGCUUACUUCAAGAUGAAUAUUAUAAGGCAAAGGCAGAUUCUAUGCUCCAAUCUAAAUGGAGUACCCGUGACAACCCAAUAAUUCCAAAAUAUAUAAUUAACCCGAGUGGAUGAUUUAAAUUAUUUUGGGAUUUAUAUAUAGGCAUUUGGCUGCUUUAUACAGCACUAGUCACACCAUUUGUUAUUGCAUUUUUGGUUACAAAAACUUGGGAUGUUUGGUUUUGAAUUGAUUUUGUAACAGAUAUGUCAUUUCUUGCUGACACUAUAAUUCAAUUAAAUACUGCUUAUCUGAAUAAGGACGAUAUUCUUAUUACAUCAAGAAAGUCUAUUCAUAAUUAGCUAUAUCUCCACAUAAUUUUUUAUUAAUUUCCUUAUUUUUUAAAAAAAAUAGAAUUCCUUUUACUAUCCUCAGUUUCCCUAUAUACUUUUCAAGCAUAUUUUUUUGAAUUAUUUAUGCGGGUGACUUCUACUUGAUUUAAUUGCUUCAAUCCCAUUUGGGAUGAUUGAAGUCCUAUUAGAUUAUGAAAGCCAUGGGCGGAUGAUGAACCAGCUUGUCAAAAUUUUUAAAAUUAAAUCCGUCCCAAGGCUAUUUAGGCUUACCAAACUGUCAAAAUUAUUUACUCCCCCCAUCCUUGAUCGAACGAUGGCGAGCCGUUCGAUCAAGGAUGGGGGGUUAAAAAAUUUUUUUUUGGGAAAAAAAAUUUUAUAUAUAAAAUAAAAUAUAUAUAUUUUUUUUAUUUACUUUUAAAUAAGAGGGUUAAGAGUAUUUAAUAAUUAUUUUUACAGCAAAAAAUUGAAUUAGUUUCAUAAAAAUAUCAAUUUUUAAUAUUUUGAUUUAUUAGUUAUCCCUUUAAACGGUAUAAAUUUUAAUUUGUUCCUUAUUAAAUUAAAUUUUUUGUUUUUAAAUUUUAAAGAAAUCUCUAUUUUUUAGAUUAUUGAGUUUUUAAGCCUAGGUUGAUGACUAAAUCACUUCGGAUGGUUGAUUCCGUAGCUUUUUGUCGUCUAAAGUCUCUGAAAACAACUUCAUUAGGUACAUCUUCCCAAGCUUUUGAUAACUAAUAUAUUUUUAUAUAAAAAAUUGCAUGAUAUGAAAAUCGUUCAAUCAAGGAUGGGGGUUAAUUUCCCCAAUUUUUUAGGAAUUUUACAGUGAAUCGUUCGAUCAAGGAUGGGGGGGAGUUAAAGAAAAAACAUCAAGUGAAAACUUUGAAAAUAUUCAAAUAAUCUUGAAUAUCAAUCAUAGCAUUACUCGCCUAAUAAGCGCUUUAUCAGUUAUUGCAGUAUCUCUUCACCUGGUAGGAUGUAUGUGAUUUUAUUCAGCUCGAUUUGAUGAUUUCAGCCCAGAUACUUGGGUUGUAAGACUGGGAUAUAUGGACAAGCCUAUCAAAGAGCUAUAUCUUGCCAGUAUUUAUUGAGGAAUGACAACUUUAGCAACUGUAGGAUAUGGCGAUAUAAAUCCUCGUACAAAUUUCGAAAAAGGCAUAGCUAUGGUUUGGAUGAUUUGUGCUGUCUAUUUUAUAUCAUUUAGCAUAGGAAGUUUAUCGUCAAUGUACUCUAAUAUUGAUAUUAUGAAAAAUAUAAUAGACCACAAAAUACAGGUAUCUGAUAAUUAUGCGAGGGAGACUGAAAUAUCUAGUGAUAUUAAAAGAAAAAUGAUCAAAACAAUUCGAGUGAGAACGGAAAAAGUUGUUAUUUCUUCUGAUGAUAAAGAAGAUUUGCUUAAUGAAUUCCCCAAAAAAUUGAAAUAUGAUAUAGCUUUGACUAUGCAUAAAGGCAUCAUAAAAAAAUUUUCAUUUUUCACUUUAAAAGACUACACAUUUAUUGCUGGGACUGUGCCAUAUUUACAACCAAUGAUAGCAGGAAUAAAUGAAAUGAUUUGCCGCAAAGGGGAAGUUCCUCAUAAUAUAUAUACUUCUUUUUUUGGAGUGGCGCUGCAAGCGCAGGCCACUCCAUGCGGAAUUCCUGUGUUGGUUUAACCAACAUAGGAGUUGGUCGAACCAAAACUGUGCGUUGGUUCGACCAACCCAUGAAUUCCGCAUGGAGUGGCCUGCGCUUGCAGCGCCACUCCAAGGAGGUUUCUAUAUUUUAUUGCCUCAGGCAGAGCAUGCUUUAUUUAUGGAGAGGACAAUAUUGUAUACAGAGUUCUCCAAGAAGGCCAUUAUUUUGGAGACGCAGAAGUUGUUAGAAAUGUCCUUACACCAUAAUUAAAUUAUGUUUUAGGCCGGGUAAGCAAAAUACCAAAAAAUAUAGAAAGUUCUUUCUGUUUUCGAUAAAUUUAAGCCAUAAUAUUUAUUUUAAAAAUAGGCAAUAAUGUUAAUUAUAUUUUUUUUUUAUAUUUUUAAAUAUAGAUUAGUUAGGAAAUAUAAUAUUUGUGCAGGAGCUGAUGCUGUCAUAUUAGUUAUGACCAAAAAGGUAACACCUAUUUAGCUUAUCGAAAAAAUUCAGCUUGAAUUUCCUGCAAUCUGAAAAGAGAUCGUUGAAUUUGCUGAUGAAAGAGAAAAGAAAAUAAUCAAAGCUCUUGCAGAAAUGAAAGCUUUGCUUAAAGCAAAUCACAGUGGGCUUAUUAAGACUUUAAGUGCAGCUGAAUUUAAAGAAAUAAUAGCAAAGGAAAUUGCUGAUAUAGAAACAGAAAUAAAUGAAGAAUCUGAAAGGGAGGAUUUUAAGUAUAGCGAAAAAAUAGGCUCAUAUUAUUUGAUGGGAAGUUUUCCUCGUGAAACAAUUCUUAAUGAAUUAUUGGCCGAAAUAUUUUCCUGAUGAGACAUUUGAUCGAAUUUUAUUGACUUUCCAUCUCACGAGAAAAAUUUUCUACCAAAAAUCCCCUAGGAAAUUACACAUGGGGAAGAAUUUUCCAAUAAAAUAACUUGCACCGAAAAAAUGAAAUAUAAACAAAUGGUCACUAUAAGGAGACAAUUAGAUGAAAAUACAAACUUAAUAGACCGAGUGCAGAAUUUGAUAAAAAAAAUAGAUAGCGAUAAUCAAGAAAAGCAAGACCAUUUGCCACCAAUAAAUCAAAUAAGCCUAGAAACUUUAACAACAGCUAGAAGAUUCCUAAAUAUAAAUUUUGAUAUUUUGGAAAAUCAAAAUAUAGCAGAGUCCUUGGAUAUCCCAGAAUCCGAAAAUAAAGAUAAAGAGACAGGAAAUAAAUAA
Messenger RNA from Blepharisma stoltei, 3408 nucleotides. The record is from the annotation of a GenBank genome assembly. NCBI's taxonomy places the organism in Eukaryota, Ciliophora, Heterotrichea, Heterotrichida, Blepharismidae.